CAGUUCACACUUGUAUUGCUCGCUUCCAGUGCGCGGGGCCGGCGGAACCGGGCUGUGGCUGGGCAGGGACUUGAGGAAACUUGUGGGGGGAGGAGAGAGCGAGCGAGCCUGUGCUGGGGGGGCGCUGCGGUCUCUCCCUGCUGCUGCUGGGAGGAGGAGGAGGAGGAGGAAGGCUCGGGCUCCGCUCAGGAGGAGAAGCAGCAGCCGCCGGAAAGGAAGAGGCAGGAGAGAGGCAUUUGGAGCCCCCUAAAGUGCCCCCCGCCCCUGCACUGCAGGCGACAUUUCCAGCUUCAUGGGCAAAGUGUGGAAACAGCAGAUGUACCCCCAGUACACCACCUACUACUACCCCCAGUAUCUGCAGGCGAAGCCGUCCAUUGUACCAUCCCACCCAAUGGCUCCUCCUAGUCCCAGCACCACCAGCAGUAAUAACAACAGCAGUAGCAGCAGCAACUCAGGUUGGGAUCAAUUAAGUAAAACAAACCUUUACAUAAGAGGACUGCCUCCAAACACCACUGACCAGGACCUGGUAAAACUAUGCCAACCAUAUGGGAAAAUUGUAUCCACAAAGGCUAUUUUGGAUAAGACGACAAACAAAUGCAAAGGUUAUGGUUUUGUAGAUUUUGACAGCCCAGCAGCUGCUCAGAAGGCUGUUUCCGCUCUGAAGGCUAGCGGAGUCCAAGCACAGAUGGCAAAGCAACAAGAACAAGAUCCAACUAACUUAUAUAUUUCCAAUUUGCCGCUGUCAAUGGACGAGCAGGAGCUUGAGAAUAUGCUUAAGCCAUUUGGGCAAGUUAUCUCUACAAGGAUACUUCGUGAUUCCAGUGGCACAAGUCGUGGUGUUGGCUUUGCAAGGAUGGAAUCAACAGAAAAAUGUGAAGCAGUGAUUGCUCAUUUUAAUGGCAAAUUCAUUAAGACGCCACCGGGAGUUUCUGCUCCUGCAGAACCUUUAUUGUGCAAAUUUGCAGAUGGAGGACAGAAAAAGAGACAGAAUCAGAACAAAUAUAUACAGAACGGGAGAGCGUGGCAUAGAGAAGGCGAGGUGAGAUUUGCUGGAAUGACGCUUACUUACGAUCCAACUACAGCUGCUUUACAAAAUGGAUUUUAUCCUUCACCAUACAGUAUUGCAACAAACAGGAUGAUCACUCAAACAUCUAUUACGCCAUAUAUUGCUUCUCCAGUUUCUACGUACCAGGUUCAGAGUCCUUCUUGGAUGCAACCUCAACCAUAUAUAAUGCAGCACCCUGGUGCUGUAUUGACUCCCUCCAUGGACCACACCAUGUCACUACAGCCUGCAUCAAUGAUAAACCCUCUGACACAACAGAUGAGUCACCUUUCAUUAGGCAGUACUGGAACAUACAUGCCAGCCACAACAGCUAUGCAAGGAGCCUACAUACCCCAGUAUACACAUGUUCAGACAGCAGCUGUUCCUGUUGAGGAAGCUAGUGGUCAACAGCAGGUUACAGUAGAGACGUCCAGUGACCAUUCUCCAUAUACGUAUCAGCAAAACAAGUAACUGAGAUAUCCAGUGUUGACCUUGCCUGGAGAAGGGUGCAAAGGCUGAAACAAUCAUGGAUUUUACUGAUCAAUUGUGCUUUAGGAAUUAUUGACAGUUUUGCACAGGUUCUUGAAAACAUUAUUUAUAAUGAAAUCAACUAAAACUAUUUUUGCUAUAAGUUCUAUAAGGUGCAUAAAAAUCCUUAAAUUCAUCUAGUAGCUGUUCCUGUGAACAGGUUUAUUUUAGUAAGAAAAUUUUUAUCAAGUGUUAUGACGCAAUUUUUUUUUUCAAAUUUCUGGGUAUGCACAGAUGACCACGAAGACUUAUUCACGUGCAUGGCAGAAUUUGUAUUUUGUUUUUUUGUUUGUUUGUUUUUGUUUUGUUUUUUUGUUUUGUUUUGUUUUUUUAUUGUAUGAAAUGGGUUUUCUGAAGUUUAAAAUAGUAAAACAUCUAAAAUGAUGAUCUGUGCUUGCAGUGUGUGAGUGUUGCUACAGUGCAGUGUUGCAGUUAGUGUCUGUUCUCUUAGCUUUCUGUUUUUCUUUUAAUGUAGUGUGAAGUGUCUUAUCCUUUUCUAUAAAUUCCAAUUUGCCUUAAAUCUUUCAUGCUGUAGCUGUUUCAGUAAGUAGUCCAAACUAAUGGUGUAGAAUGCUUUGACCAAAUGAGCUGGUCUAUUAUGCCUUGUAAAACAGCAGCAUAGGGCUUUUAAAAGGUAGUCAGUAAAAAUUGCUGAAAAUUUGGCUUUUUUUAAUGUGUGGUAGGUGUUUUUAAUGAUUUUUUUUCACAUAAUAUGUAAGGUAGUGAAAUGCAAGAGGGGAAAAAUGUUUUGUGUGAAACACAUUUUCUGACUGGGGAAAUUUUAAUAGGAUAAAUUGUUUGUAAGGCCAUAUGCCAAUAGUUUCCUCUGAUAGUUUGAAUGAUUUAGGAACUCUGCUGUAUGAUGCAAUGUAAAAUCUUUUUUUGCCUUUUUUCAGAAACUAACUUGAUGUUCUAGUUUUAGUGUAGGUAGAGGGGGAAGUUUGGGGUGGGAAUAUCACAGAAUGUUUUUGUCCUUCCUUUAUACUAAUGAUAGUGCUUUAGAAUGAUGAUUGUGCUGAGACCUAGCAAACAGAAAAUUUGCUAUUACAGCAAAAUGGCAAAAGCUAAGGACUUGUUUGCAAACAUAAGCUGAGAUGUAAGUAGACGCAUAAUUGAUUGGGUACUAGCUCUCUAUAGUAGGUAAAUAAAAAUAAAAAGACUUGGCACUUUUAAAGGUAACUUUACCAAAGAACAAAGAGCCAGUAACCAAUAAUUCUGAUUUGUCUCAGCAUUACGUCUUCUGUACUCUUUAUUUUUGCCGGACCAGUUUGCGGUUAGGAGAAUGUGCCUUUUUUUGUACAUUUGCAUUUAGGUUUUAUAAUUUUAAUUGAUGUAUGGACACAAAAAGCAUGAAGGAAGAUUUGGAUCCAAGCAGUGCCACACUUUACAUCAUCACUACAAGUGUUAAGUGUAAAGAAAACCAAUUUUGAAACUAUGAAAUUCCUGAUUCAUAAAUACACAGUUAUUUGUAUUUUUACGUAUUAGAUAAUUCACUGCUAUUAAGCUCUUUUAUUACAAUGGCAUAUGUUUUAAAUCAAAUGAUAAAUUAAGUUGUCUUCCAAAACUGUGUACUUGUCUGGUCAGCUGUAUAUGAUCAGUUAUCUACCUCAAAGUUUAUUUCUUUUUGUACUGGGACAGGUUGCUGGCCCUCCCUGUUUCCACAGACCAAAUCAUCCUAGCUCCGGAGCUAGGGCUAAGCAGUUACUUCAUUCAAGUAUUUUUUAGUUUUUAAAUUGUGUGAGUAUUGGAGUAUAGAUGUCGGUGACAUUUCAUAGUUUCAAAAGUAAAUUGCUGCUCUGAGAAGUGUAGAUUCUAGUGAAUUACAUAGUCAUAAGAGAUGUUUGUUUUUUCUUUUUUUUUUAAAAAAAGUUGUGGUAUUAUUGGUUCUAGGCUCCCUGGAAUAUUACUGCUUUGUAAAAGUCCAGACUUCCUGCAGCACCUUCCCUGUAUUUGGUAUAUUGCCAUUCUUGGAUCUCUCACUACUUGAUAUUUUUUGCAUUCGUUAAAAUUGCAAUAUAAUAGCUGUGUUAGAGGGAGGGAAGAGCUGCUGCUAGAAACGUCUGAACUAAGUGCCAUACUCAUUGUCUGGGUAAGAUUUGGGAAAUUUAACCUCUGUACAUAAAGAAAUAAUCAGUUACUUAAACAUCACAUAGUAGACAGCCAUUAAAUUAUAAAAAAAAAUUAAUUUAUGAAGAAAGACCUUUUGUACAGAUUGAAAAAAAAAGAUUUUCAUAGAGAUAUCUAUAUGAUCAAGAGAGUUAAUUUUUUAUUUUUGUUUUUCUAGUGCCACAAACUUGCCAGUGGUAACUUAUUUGUCCGGUUCAAGAUAACUCUGUAGUUUUGUUUCCUAGGACUUGUUGUUAAACGCCAAAAGACAUUUUUGAACUGUACAUUUGAUUAGAUUGUUAGCUUUUUUCUGUUUUAUUUCUUUUGAAAACUUUUGAAUAAAAAAGAUUGAAAAAAUGAAAA
Messenger RNA from Mauremys mutica (yellowpond turtle), 4039 nucleotides. It is a transcript of the gene RBMS1, whose product is annotated as RNA binding motif single stranded interacting protein 1. Gene Ontology annotation, molecular function: mRNA binding. The coding region runs from base 293 to 1513 and encodes 406 amino acids. The transcript has 14 exons. The record is from RefSeq and is a predicted model, not a curated record. Gene Ontology annotation, cellular component: cytosol; ribonucleoprotein complex. NCBI's taxonomy places the organism in Eukaryota, Metazoa, Chordata, Testudines, Geoemydidae.